This is a messenger RNA of Neocloeon triangulifer, 650 nucleotides long. RefSeq names its product ATP synthase subunit C lysine N-methyltransferase. Lineage: Eukaryota; Metazoa; Arthropoda; Insecta; Ephemeroptera; Baetidae. Gene Ontology annotation, biological process: positive regulation of proton-transporting ATP synthase activity, rotational mechanism; peptidyl-lysine trimethylation; regulation of mitochondrial ATP synthesis coupled proton transport. The record is from RefSeq and is a predicted model, not a curated record. Gene Ontology annotation, cellular component: mitochondrion. The coding region runs from base 1 to 564 and encodes 187 amino acids. The transcript has a single exon. Gene Ontology annotation, molecular function: protein-lysine N-methyltransferase activity.
AUGUUGGACCUGGGCUACCUUUUGGUCGGACUGACCGGCGGGGCGGCCGUGGCCGUCACGGCCGCCUGCGUGCCCUUCGUGACCCCGGCCCUGCGACGGGUGUGUCUGCCCUACGUGCCCGCCACCUCGCAGCAGGUGGAGAACGUGCGGGAGGCCCUGAGGAGGGCGUGGCCGCACAAGCCACCCUGCGGAAGGCGCCUCGUCGACCUGGGCAGCGGCGACGGCCGGGUCGUCGAACUCGGCAGUCGGCUGGGCAUUCCUAGCGUGGGGGUCGAGCUCAACCCGUGGCUGGUGGCCUACUCGAAGGUUCGGGCCCUGCGGAUGGCGCCUCCGAGGCCCCAAUACCUCCGCACGGACCUUUUCAAAUUCUCGCUGGCCCCGUUCUCGGACGUGGUCAUCUUCGGGGUCGAACAGAUGAUGGAGGAGUUGGAGGCGAAGAUGCAGAGGGAGCUGGACGGGGGCGCCAGGGUCGUGGCCUGCAGGUUCCCCCUGCCCACCUGGACCCCAGUGGCUGUGUUCGGCAAUGGUGUUGACACCGUUUGGCUCUACGAGGCACCAAGUUGAAAGGAUUUUGUUCAAAGUUAGUCUGUUUAUUGUGCAUAAAAUAAAAAUGAAUUGACGAUUUAUAAAUUAAAGUUCUUACUUAAAUU